Molecule: messenger RNA, 3184 nt
Organism: Chara braunii
Lineage: Eukaryota; Viridiplantae; Streptophyta; Charophyceae; Charales; Characeae
Source: the annotation of a GenBank genome assembly
AGACGAAGAUCAUCGUGCCUGGAGCGAAUGAUUGGAGUGGCUGAUCAUUCAAGCGUGGAGAAUGGACGUUGAGGGCGACUUGCUUGGAUUGCUGUUUGGCUCGGUACGGCCCAGCCAUCGACGGUCGCUCGUCCUCGAACUUACGAUCCCCCUCGCGCAGCUCGCGGACGAUCUCCCCUUGGACAUCAUCUCGCAAAGUGACACGAGCCCAGUUCCGCACGUCCUUGCGCGGAGCCUCACACCGUACCUCCAGUGGUCUGCGUGUCUGGAGGACCCAGGGAAUGAUCGCCAGCUGCCGUCGCGGCAAGCGUAUCUGAAUCCGAGAGGAAUUAUCAAUCCCUCCUUCUUCCGCGAUCGGGCAGCCGCCGAGGACGAAGCGCUAGCAGCAGAAGAGGAAGCAGAUGAGGAGGAAGAAGAACAGCACGGCAACAGAAAUGAGACAGAAGAAGACGAUGAAGAAGAAACUCCCGAAGAAAGGAGUUACAGCGAACAUAGCGAGGGCGAGCCGAGCGAAGAGGAAGAACCAGACGACGAAGAAGAAGAAGAGGAGUCGGAAUACGAAGGAUUUGAGAAAGAGAGCAAGAUGCAGGAAGAGGGCGAAGGAGAAGAGGGCACGAGGGUGGAGGGGGAGGGGGAAGAGGAGGACGAGGAGGGGGGAAGAGUCAGGCGCGGAAGGCAGACGGACGAGGAGGGGGGAAGAGUCAGGCGCGGAAGGCAGACGGACGAGGAGGGGGGAAGAGUCAGACGCGGAAGGCAGACGGACGAGGCGGGCGGAGAAGAGGAGGGGUGGACGACGAGGAGGAGGAUAAGGAGGGAAGAGGCGGGGGAGGAGAGAGGAGGAGGAAGGAGGAGGAAGGAGGAGGAGGAGGGACAGACAAGGAGAAGGAGGAUAAGGGUCAGGCGCGGAGGGGAAAAAAGGGAGAGAGGAGAAUGGCCAGCCGCGGAGGGGCGGCGGGGUAGGGCGGAAGUGGGGCGACAAGUACCGCGGAGAAGGAGGAGGAGGAGGAGGAGUGUCCGGCUUGAAAGGCGUACGAGGGAGGAGGAGGGAGGCGGAGGGAGGAUUGAAAUGGGUGGACAAAUGGGAACGAGAAGACGACGCAGAAGAGGAGGAGGAUCCGUGACGUGUGCACUCCUUUCGUUUUUUUGUCUCGACUUCCGUGCGGCGACGCCCUAUCUCGUAGGAGGAGGAAAGCGUGGACAGCAUGUCAUAAGCCUGGCAGGUAAAAAUGAAAAGCCCGAUGCUUAUGUUGGACAAGGAGCAAGGAGGAAGGAGGAGAAGAGGGAGGAGGAGGAGGAGGAGGAGAGGGAGGAGGAGGAGGAGGAGAGGGAGGAGGAGAAGGAGGAGGAGGAGGAGGAGGAAGUAGAGAACGUGGAAAGGGAUUUGCUGUUUCAUUCCUCUGGGAUGACUUCGCUUCUUACCAGCGAACAGCGAAACGGUAUGCAGUGGGCGGAGCGAGAGGGGGGAGGGGGGGGAGGAGGAGGAGAGGGAGAGGGAGGAGUAGGAGGAGGAGGAGGAGGAGGAGGAGGAGGAGGAAGAGAGGGAGGAGUAGGAGUAGGAGGAGGAGGAGGAGGAGGAGGAAGUAGAGAACGUGGAAAGGGAUCUGCCGCUUUCGUAUCGCGAUGGUGGAGCGAUUCGAAAUCCCCUGCAUCGAGACGAAAACUGACCUGCCGUGGUCCUACGUGUACCUCGAGUCGAAGCAAUGGUUGUGCAGCGACGGGAUAUUACAUUGCAGCAGUGCAUCGAGCAAUCAACGUGGUCGUGGCCAAUGGGCUGCGAUCUGCAAGUAGCAUCAGAGGCGUUGAUACACAGACGAGGUGUCCAAUUGAGGCUCCAGAAGUGAAUGCAAGAAGAGCAGCGGUCAGUUGUCAGGUAGCCGGGUCGGACGCCCUGUCUGAGUACGGAUGUACUCAGACGGAUUGGCGGCAUGUGCUCCCUGGUUCGAUUGGCGGAUCGUCGACAUCUACUCCCCCCCGGUUUUCUGGGCAAUCUUGUCGCGAUGGAUUGCAGCAUCUGGCCGAAUGGUUCAUGUCCAAGUCGUCUGUCGAUCGCCGAUGCUAUCCGACUUGCAAGGAGGCGGCGUACUCACAUGGCGGCGCAGAGAUCCGUCCACCUCGGCGAUCACCGUUCUGUUUUGCAGUUCAUGACGACCGCGAUCAGCGGCUGCAGCAGUACUCCGUUCGGCGAAGCUUGUUAGAUUGCGACACGUUGUCGGCAGCACCAUCAGUAGGGCCAUUAGCAAGGAGAAACGAAGCCCAUGAGAUUCCGUUGAGGAGCACGAGGAGACAUUACUGGAGUGCAAUUGCCGUCGAAGAUUGGUCGGCGGGCGACGGAAUUAUGACGACCGGUCCGGCAUCCGGGAAGCAAACUUGGGAAGAAGAGAGCAGAGAGCAGUCUGCCCCCCACCAUAGUGGUGGCCUGCCUCCUCUGUAUGAAACACAUGUCCCUCUAUCGAGCUGGAAGAAAGCAAUGGUGGCUGCUGGGUCUCUCGUAGGCGCUCUGGUGAACCCUGCGCGGGCAGAUCUUGUCGCUGCUGCUGCGGAAACCACCGGCAAAUUGGCGUACAGGAAUAUGCUGCGAAGAAUGAAAGAGCAUCCAGACGGUCAGCUUCUUCUGAAAGACCGGCCGAGAGUCACGUCCGCAACGACGUCACAUGCAUGGAACCUACCCUCAAAUACGUUCGGUCACGCUUACGCGCGGUUCAUGGACUCGAGAAAAUUUGUCGCGGACGAUCGGCCGCCGGUCCGAUUUGUCGACGAUGAUGAGCUUGCGUACGUGGCAACGCGAGUCCGCGAGGUGCACGAUUUCUGGCACGUGUUGUUCGGACUUCCUACGAGUGUGCCGGGGGAGAUUGCGCUCAAGGUUGUAGAGUUCGUUCAGACGGGACUUCCAAUGUGUGCACUCGCGCUGUUCGCAUCGAUAACCCGACCCGCAAGCCAGCGCCGAGUUCUGAGGGAGGUUUAUAUUCCAUGGGGUAUCCGAGCCGGACUGCGUUGUGCAGAUUUGACGUGCAUUCCGUACGAGAAACACUUCCACGAGGAUCUGCAAGAAUUACGCGGAAGAUGGCGCAUUCAACCGGCGCCAAUCUUGAGCAAAGCUGCGAUUGGUACUGAGAACAAGAACACGUGACACAACGUUCUUUUUUAUUCCCUCACCUCCUCUCUCUCUCUCUCUCUCUCUUUUUUU